AAUAGUAAAAGAAAAAAGUUGUCUAUGGGUUAGUCCACUAAUGGCGUAUCUUCCUUCAACACACGUUAAAACGUCAAAAUGGCUAAGAAAAAAGGCGACGAGAAAGUGAAUCAAACCCCUCAAAGUGACAAUGAAGAGCAGAACUUUGAUGAGGAGCCCGAUUUCGAUGAUCCGGAAGGGUUUGUUGACGACAUUACUGACGAGGAAUUGUUGGCCGACAUCCUAGAACAGAAACCGAAAGAAUCUGACGGUUACGAAAACGUAGUCAUAGUGGACGGGUGUCCGCAGGUGGGCCCUGAACGUCUAGAGAAGCUACAAAGCGUUAUAAAUAAGAUCUUUAGCAGAUCCGGAAAGAUUGUCAACGAGUAUUACCCAACUACUGACAACGGUGUCACUACGGGUUACAUUUUUUUGGAAUACAACAAUCCCCAAAACGCAGCGGAGGCCGUGAAAGCAACCAAUAAUUUCAAAUUAGAUAAGCAGCACACAUUUUUGGUUAACCUUUUUACAGACUUUAAAAAAUAUUCAGAAAUCCCAAAAGAAUGGGACCCACCUUCGCCUCAGCCGUUCAAGGUCCAAUCAGACCUUCAAUGGUACCUGAUGGACCCAGACUGCUAUGACCAAUUCCUAGUUGGUAUUGGAACUGGUGUGGCACUACAGGUGUGGCAAAAUGCUUUGCCUGAACCUGGCUUACUGCAAGAACGGCCGAAUUGGACAGAAACUUAUGCAGUGUGGUCGCCACUUGGCACAUACCUAGCUACAUUCCAUUGGAGGGGUGUUGCCCUUUGGGCUGGACCCAAGUUCUCGCAGUUCCAGAAAUUCUCACACCCAGAAGCUAGGUUUAUCUCAUUCUCUCCAUGUGAGAAUUAUAUUGUGACAUUCUCACCUAGCAGUGAUAGAGGCAAUGAUGACAAGAAACUGAUUAUCUGGGAUAUUAGGACAGGCCAAGAGAAAAGGAGUUUCCCUCCUCCAGAUGAAUAUGUAACAUGGCCAAUUUUCCGAUGGAGCAAGGAUGAUAGAUUCUUUGCGAGAUUAGGUCCCGAUAUGCUGUCAGUAUAUGAAACACCUGGUUUUGGAUUACUUGACAAGAAGUCUAUUAAAAUACCAGGAAUAAGAGAUUUUAGCUGGUCACCCACAGAUAAUGUAUUAGCUUAUUGGGUAGCUGAAGAUAAAGACGUGCCUGCCCGUGUAACUCUUCUAGAAAUACCAAACCGCACCGAAACGCGCUCCAAGAAUUUGUUCUCUGUCGCCGACUGUAAAAUUCACUGGCAGAAGAGUGGUGAUUACCUCUGUGUGAAGGUAGACCGCUACUCGAAGGUGAAGAAAGACAAAAAUGAGAUUAAGUAUUCCGGAAUGUACUACAACUUUGAGAUAUUCCACAUGAGAGAGAAGGAGAUCCCUGUAGACUCAGUGGAGAUCAAGGAGCCUAUUCAAGCAUUUGCUUGGGAGCCAGUUGGGUCCAAAUUCUCUAUAAUUCAUGGAGAUCCAGCCAAUAUCUGUAUCAGCUUUUACCAAGUGAAUACUGGACAGGCCCCCACAUUGCUCAAGAAGUUUGAGAGGAAGCCAUUUAAUCAUUUGUUCUGGUCGCCUAUGGGACAGUUCAUGGUGUUAGCCAAUCUGGGACUGACUGGUGGUGCCUUAGAAUUCUUGGAUACCAAUGAUUUUACUAUUAUGAAUGUUUCUCAUCAUUAUCAGAUGUCUGGUAUAGAAUGGGAUCCGACUGGCAGAUAUGUUGCGACUGGCGUGUCCUCACUCAAGUGCAAAAUGGAUUGUGGCUAUUACAUUUGGUCUUUCCAGGGGAAAAUACUUCGCAGAGUAAUGAAGGAAGGCUUCGCACAGUUCCAUUGGCGGCCUCGCCCGCCCACUCUCCUUACUGAGAAACUACAGAAGGAUAUCAAGAAGAACCUCAAGAAAUAUUACUCGCAAUUUGAGUCUAAGGACCGUAUGCGCAGCAGCAAAGCCAGCAAGGAAUUGGUGGCGAAACGUACGGAGCAAAUGAAGAAGCAUGUCGAGUACAGGGAAGCUAAAACGCAGGAGUGGAACGGGCAGAAACCACGUCGCCUUGAACUGAGGAAUUACGUGGAUACGGACGGUCUGGAUACAGACCAGUCGAACACAGUGGAGGAAGUUGUUGAAUUUUUCGUGAAAGAGGAACAAACCGUCAUCGAGUAGUCGCCAUUGCUCUCACACGUCAGGGGUCGGUGUUAAUACUCCGGCCUCUUUUGAAAACUGGUUAGAACCGGUGGCAAGCAGUUUUGCAGAGAACAUCAACGUUUUGUACCAAAUCAUCAAUAUAAUUUCAAUUUCUUGUAAAUUCACCUUUAUAUUUAGUCACAAAUACGAUUUUAUAAGCAGUAAUCACAUAAUGUUCUUCAAUUUAAGAGUUCGGUUUAUGCAUUAUACAAUAGGUAAUGUUUAUAGAAAUCAUAUUAAAUUUAUAUGUUUCAAACGUACAA
Messenger RNA from Achroia grisella, 2456 nucleotides. It is a transcript of the gene eIF3b, whose product is annotated as eukaryotic translation initiation factor 3 subunit B. Bases 79 to 2172 code for a protein of 697 amino acids. The transcript has 10 exons. Gene Ontology annotation, cellular component: eukaryotic translation initiation factor 3 complex. Gene Ontology annotation, biological process: translational initiation. The record is from RefSeq and is a predicted model, not a curated record. Gene Ontology annotation, molecular function: translation initiation factor activity; translation initiation factor binding; RNA binding. Lineage: Eukaryota; Metazoa; Arthropoda; Insecta; Lepidoptera; Pyralidae.